CAGGGUUCUCUCACUCAUGUCCCGUACGCCGUCUCCACCACCACUUCGUCGUCCCCAUCGAGCUCAUCAACACUCCUCACGCUCCAUCCGAUACAAUGCCCCGGGUCGCCAGAGACGGUCGAGCUCAUCAGACGAAGACGCAGACUCCGCUGUCGACCCCAGCCUCUCGUCGUCAAUCCUCCGAACCCCACCCGCAGUCACAUACACCAGCGCAAACCUCGCCGGUCCCAGUCAAACGAAAGCGAAGGCGCUGAGGCGGGACGCGAGUGGGUCGGUCGAUUGCUGGCGCGUCUUGACGAAAGUAUUCGGGCACACGUCGUACAAGGGCAAACAACAAGUUGUCGUCGAGGCCGCCGCGUGUGGCGCAGACGUCUUUGUCCUUGCGCCCACGGGCAUGGGCAAAAGCCUGUGUUUCCAGGUCCCUGCCAUCGCUGAGACGCAUGGCAUCACGCUAGUCGUCUCGCCGCUGCUGGCGUUGAUGAAGAACCAGGUCGCUGGUCUGCGCGAGAAAGACGUUACCGUGGCUGCACUCACGUCUGAAACCCCUGCGGAGGAGCGAAAAGAGGUGUCGUAUAUCCUGGUCAUCCAUGGUGCAUCGCAGCUGAUGCAAUGCUUCAGAUCGUGGACGACCUCUUGUCCGGGAAUCCGCGAAAUCGACUGCUAUACAGCGAUCACGCCUGAGAAACUGAGCACGUCAGAGUUCAUAGGGAUCAUGGAUGACCUGUACGACAGCAAGCAGCUGAAGCGGUUGGUUGUCGACGAGGCGCAUUGCAUCUCGGAAUGGGGACACGACUUCCGCGCAGAUUAUCGGCGAGUCGGAAACUUUAGGAAACGUUACGAGGACAUUCCGAUCAUGGCGCUGACUGCCACCGCGACGGCCGACGUGCAGGAAGACAUCAUUCGAAGUCUCGGCAUGUCCGAAGAGCACCUCGUCAAAGUCGUGCACCCAUUCAACAGGGCCAAUCUAUUCUACGAAGUUCGAUACACCUCUGCGCCCCAUGGUCCAUCGCAAAUGUCCGACAUCCACGACUGCAUUUCCACGCUGUACCAACGACGUGGACAGGUCUCAAGCGGUAUCGUGUACUGUCGAACGCGGGCGGGGUGCGACGAGGUCUCUGGUUUUCUCAGAGGCAGGGGGAUCCAAGCCAGACCUUAUCACCGGGGCAUCAAGUUUGUUCUUUUGCUCUCCGUUGCUUCUCGCUCUCAGAUCACCUGCAGCUCCUCGACGCUUGAUAAGACGCUUUCCCAGUGGACACAGGGAGGCGUCGAAGUGGUCUGCGCCACCAUCGCAUUCGGGCUCGGUAUCGACAAGGGCGACGUGCGGUACAUCAUACACUACGAUCUACCAAAGAGUCUGGAAGGGUUCUACCAGGAGACGGGGAGAGCCGGCCGAGAUGGUAGCCCUGCAAAGUGCAUAUUGUAUUAUUGUGAGCUCUUUGAUGUCCCGGAGACGCGUUUGACGGUGACUGCAGCCAGGGAGGAUGUGGUCAAGGUGAAGCGUUGGGUGAAGAACGGCAACGCGAAUACCAAGUCGAGGGAGGCCCAUGAACGAGCCGUGAAGAGUUUGGCUUCGCUGAUCCAAUUUGCGGAGAGCACGACCGUCUGUCGACAUAUCGCAUUGUGCCGGUACUUUGGUGAGACGAUCGAAGCCGCAGAGGUAGGCAAAUAUUGUAACCGGAUGUGUGACAUCUGUCGGUAUCCAGACAAGACCCGGCAGCGGCAUAGCUCGCUGUCGAGUGAAGAGUAUGCCGCUAGCCAGGUCCCUGCUAAUGUCCGCUUCGAUGGCCACGAAGAUGAGCCUGCGAAGUGCCAAGAGAUAGCGUACCCGAAACAAGAUCCAGUGUGGAGCCGGCCUUUGGGGGGCAGGAAGCGCGCUUUCAGGGAUUCGGGCCCGGUUUCGAAGAAGGCUAGGAUAGACACGUCUUUGCCGAAAGUCCUCAUUACAAAGCCGCACAAAAGUGCUGGAGCGCUGAAUAAACCGUACAAGCCACCGUUCGCGCGGUCGAAGGAGAGCCAGAAAGAGAACCCGAGUCAUGCGGAAACUCACGAAGACGGCGAGAAGACUGGCUCGGGAGAUGAGGCUUCGUCGGUUCACUGGGAGCAGGCGGCCGCGCCAGAACAGCAAUCCAACCGGGACGAAGCUUUUGCGGGCGGGAACUCGCGGGGAUGCGCUCCAGCCUGUGAUGGGGAGCUUCCAGAAUCGCUGAUCGACGUGGACGAAACCGUCUCAACCAAGGUUCCGGUUGCAGCGCGUCGUGAGGCACUGCAAAGUCUGCGCCGGGCGUUGUAUUCGAUCCCAGAUGGCCGGUGGCCAUCUAUUCUCGAAGCUGCUGUUGCUGUUGCUGGACAUCAAGUCUUGGAUAGCACUGCACAGACGUUGGAGAUGUCUGCACUAGGGAUGUGCAGCACUCAAGAUGGGUACAGGAGACUGGUCGACCGCAGUGUGGCUGGUAUUACAGCUCUCCGCUCGGAGGAUGUCCUGGACGAUGAGGAUGCAGAGCUUGUUCUGGAAUGUCUGAGAGAUGUGUUUGCCGACUCGGCUUAGUUGUGACCGGGUUUGAACCAUGUUUUCUCGGUAGAUCUGGACUGAUCGAGGCCGACAUCGGAAAUCAGAGAUGAUAUGCGCCACGUGACCGUGUUUCAUGCCCGGAAGCCCGCGUCGCCUGGCAGUAGAGGCUGAGAGAUGUGGGAAUCGCCGAUUGAUAGGACAGGAAUGUUUUUGUACUGCCGUCUAUCUUUAGGCAGCGGGAUGACCAACCUGGAAGGCCCCGCUGACGGAGCCUGGAUCGAUUCCCGGUCACACGGGUUCAUAAGCAUCGGAUAUGACCAAACUCGAGCUUGGCUCCAGCAAGAGUUCGUCGGGCGAAUCGCUGACUCCCUGGCCCAUGAGGUAUAUCUUUUGAAAUCUCCAUCGGCGACGGAUUUGUCCCCCCAUGUUUACUUCUUUUGCUGUCCUUGGUGCAGGGCUCUUAGGUGUUCCUAUCGUCAACGAGCUCCACGCUCGAGGCGUAUCAGUGCUCGUGAUCGCGCCUCCGGGCAAGUGCACCCCGGAGAGCAAACGCCGAAUCCGCGAGGGGAUCCCAAUUGAGGAGGCAGACUACAACGAUGUAGCGGCUGUCGCGCAGCUGCUGCGGGCACGAGCCGUACAGGUCGUGGUCUCUACUGUGUCGGCGGCGGAUGUAGCGCUGCAGAACAGGCUGGCGUCGGCAGCGAAAGAGGCGGGAGUCCAAUUGUUCGUUCCGUCGGAGUUCGGGCUGGUGACUGAGGACAUGCGGCAGAGUGGGGAACACAUUAGCACAAUAGAGCACCUCAAAUCUUUAAUGUUGGCGUACGCUCGGUUUUACGCCGGUAUCUUCAUCGAGACGAUUCCCGCGUUGACUGGACUCGCGGUGAACGGCAAAAUCAACCUCAUCACCGAAGGGGACAUGCCCUGCUCUUUCACAGCUUCGGAGGAUGUCGCAGGGUUCGUAGCGCACGUCCUGACCACUUUCCCACUCGCACUUCUCAUCAACCAGACGUUCCGCCUGCAAGGCGACCGCUGUACGCUGUCGGAACUGUCUCUCAUCUUCAAUACCGACGUUGCGUUUGUGGAUGAGCUCCCGGGGAAGAUGGGACCCGUAUGGACGAAGAUGCAACUGGCCGCGGCAUGUGGGACGGCGAGCACGGGAUGGGAUGUCGCGCGGCGAGCCGAAGGAGAGGCCGCUGCAGGGUGCACGAAUUAUCUCUGGAAAGGACAUGUCUGGAAGAGCAUUCGGUCGUUUUAUAACUUGUGAGAACUGAAAUAUCACGUUGUGGACAAGAAUCGCUGCCCCGGAGCCGAAAGUCAAGUCACUUUGUCACUAUCGCGUGAGUUGUGACAAGCGUGUCUCGGCACUCUUUUAUUACACCCUCUCGCGCAAGGAAUUGCAUAGCCUGGAACUGGUCCGGAGGUCUUGUUUGUCGCGGCGCUGUGAUGUCUGAUAGCGACUCGGAGGGAGACUGGGAAGAGGUUCAGCUUCCGGAAGAGGGGCAGAACCUUGAGAUUACUAUAUCUGCACCCAAAGCCUUGGAGUCAAACGGCAGAAACAUACGACUGGAGACUGUGCUCCGCAUCAACUGUCACAAACUGCACACUCUCGCGCUGCUCGCUAACGGAUGGAUUCGCAACAAAUGGCUUAACGAUCCCCUGCUGCAGGCCCGGCUUCUCUCCCUGGCUCCGCUCUCUUUGCAAACCUCCUUCGCCAUGAUUCACAAAUCGCGUGUACCCGAGUCGCAGAAGCGGGGACGAAUGUUUGAGACCGCCAUGAACGGUCUAGCCAGAUGGUGGAUAGAGGACUACUUCACCGUUCUUCUUGAGGGGCAUGUCCGCAACCGCCCAUUCGGCGUUGUCCAAGCUGAGAUGGAUCGCCGAGGGCUAGGACCGGAGGAUCCGCUGGACGACGAGCUGUUAGAGGUGAUUUUGGCUGACGAAGGAGAGGUCAUACACGGACCCAAGAGUCUCAUGAAACACGCUCUCAUGGGGAAAGGCAGUCGUGACGUCAGUGCCCAGCUCUUCACCGCCCUGUGCCGCGCCCUCGGCAUCCCAGCGCGACUGGUGGUCAGCUUGCAAAGUGUGCCCUGGAAGAAAAGUGGGAUCUCUGGCGAUGCGAAAGGAAAGGGAAAGGCCAAGACGGAUUCGAAUGCCACCAUAGACGCCGAAGGCAGCAGCAGCGCGCCCAAAAGCGCCAAGGCGAAAGGCAAGGAGAAGGCGCGGCCUUCUGUCAAACUUCGAAAAUCGAAAGGAAACGUACUUGGAGGCGCACCCCGGGCAUCGCCAUCAGACCCGCGAACGGCGUCCCCCGUGUUCUGGACGGAGGUGUUCUCUCGACCAGACGGGCGGUGGCUGCCGAUAGACCCCAUCCGCGGAUACGUCAACCAGCCGAACGUAUUCGAUCCCUCUUUCGCGGCUCCGACGGCGCACCAAGGGAUAGGCAACUCCAGCUCAGCGUAUGCACGCCCGAGUACCAUUUUGGCUGGGAAAAGUCUCAAGAUCGCACCGCGGGACAACCGGAUGUUGUACGUGGUGGCGUUCGAGGACGACGGAUUCGGGCGGGAUGUGACAAGGCGGUAUGCGCGCGAGUAUUCUGCGAAGGUGGCGAAGAUUCAGGGGGGACAGAAGCAGCGUGGUCGGAAAGAAAUGUGGUGGGAACGGGUCGUGCAGACUGUGCAGCGCCCGUAUCGGUUGAAUCGAGACGAUGUCGAAGACAUGGAGCUGGACACUGCGCAGCUGAUGGAGGGCAUGCCCACGACGAUAGACGGUUUCAAGCAUCACCCAGUAUACGUCUUGGUCCGACAUCUAGCACAUAACGAGACGCUGUAUCCUGCUCCACCCCAAACGCGGGAAAUCGGCAAGUUUCGAGGCGAAUCUGUCUACCCACGAUCCGCUGUCGUAUCCCUCAAGACCUCUGAAAACUGGAUGCGCAGCGAGGGACGACAAGUCAAACCGGGGGAACAACCGAUCAAGUUUGUCAAGAUGCGCCCGUCAACUCUGUCCCGGAGGCGAGAGCUGGAGGUUCUGCGGGACGGGCUGCCUACUGCUGGUGAAGGGACAGCGCCGGACAUCAUGCAAGGAACGUACGCUCGAUUCCAGACCGAGCUCUAUGUUCCUGAGCCCAGCAUCGCUGGCAAAAUCCCGAAGAAUAAUUUUGGCAACAUUGAUCUCUAUGUUCCCUCGAUGCUCCCGGCAGGCGCUGCGCAUCUUCCACACAAGGGCAUCGGGAAGAUCGCCAAACAGCUCGGAUACGACUAUGCUGAGGCUGUGACCGGAUUCGGCUACGCUCGCAAACGGGCCACGCCCAUCAUCGAGGGCAUCGUUGUUGCCACAGAGAAUCAGGAAGCGAUCCUGGAGGCUUACUGGGAAUUUGAGCACUCUGCUGCUGAGAAAGCUCGAGUGCAAGCAAGACGGCGCGUGUUGGCACGGUGGAGUAAACUCAUCACUGGUCUGCGGAUCAGAAAGAGUAUUCAGGAUGAGUACCGAGAUAGGCAGCCCGUGGCCGCUGAGACAGAAGACAGGGGAGAGGAUGUCGAGAUCCGGCCUGGCUUAGCUGCCGAAGGAGGAUUCCUCCAGGGAGCGGACUCGGUCGUGACGGGAUACCAAUUACCCCACCUCCCCUUCUUUGCGCAGUCGGACCCUGCUGCCCCUGGCCCUAGCACAAUGCCGCAUUCAGAGCCCGUCGCAUACGAUAUGGAAACGAUGGAGGUUGACGAGGACAUGGAGCUGCCUGGCGCCCCAUCUCCUCUUGCUCCGGCACUCGUGGUACCUAAAUCGAUGGCCGAGCUGGCUGAAGAAACCGCGGCUCGUCUGAGAACGGAGCUGGAACGAGAUGAUGUGAACGAGCUCGAGGAGGAGGAGUAUGUCUUGCCCUCUCGGCCAGCGAAGAAGCCACAGAAGAAACUGCAAAUUCUGAGGCCGAGCCGAGCUCCUAAUCAGACAAAGCCGAAAGCCAAAUCACCAGUAACGCGACGGGUGUCGGCCAGGAAGAAACGGAAGAAGGACGAGGAC
Molecule: messenger RNA, 6520 nt
Organism: Mycena citricolor
Lineage: Eukaryota; Fungi; Basidiomycota; Agaricomycetes; Agaricales; Mycenaceae
Source: the annotation of a GenBank genome assembly